Molecule: messenger RNA, 1179 nt
Organism: Parnassius mnemosyne (clouded apollo)
Lineage: Eukaryota; Metazoa; Arthropoda; Insecta; Lepidoptera; Papilionidae
Source: the annotation of a GenBank genome assembly
CUGCUCGUCCUGGUAGCCAUGAUGACGCGCCUCCAGGCCCUUCAACUUCAGGAAUUAAAUAGCAAUCCUGGAAUACUGCCCGUGAAACAAGGAACUGCCGUCAUCAGUAAUGAUAAAUGGAUCAUUGCCAAAAUAAUAUACCUCAAAUUAUUCAUAGAGGAUGUAAAAGUCAAUGUACUAAGAAUUUCCGAAUUAAAUAAGAUAGUUAAUAAUUUAAAUAAGAAUUUUUCAUAUAACUUUGUAGAUGUUAAUUCACAAGUAGAAUAUAUUAAGAAUUUAACUAUUAAUAAGCUUGAACAAAUAAUCCCUUCUUUUAGAACAAGACGCGGUAUACUUAACCCACUAGUUUCAUUAAUUAAGAUAGUCACUGGAAAUCACGAUAAUGAUGAUGCCGUUAGAUACGAUAAAUUAAUUACAGAAGUAAAAGUCAAACAAAAUAGUAAUGACAACAGAAUGACUUUGAUCACAGAAAUAAUACAAUCUCUGACAAAUUCUACAUUAAAAUUGAAUGAAAAUCCAAUAAAAAUUAAUAGAGAUAUUAUAACAUUAUCACAUAACUUAAGUAGUAUAGACGAAAGAGAACACUCUAAUCAUAAUGAGACACGGAUUAUAAAAUCCGAUGAAUACAGUUACCUCUGCCCUGAGGAUGACACAUCCCAACUAAUUAAGGACGAUUGCAUCACAGAACUGAUGACUUAUGUUGAAAAUAUAUCCUCAUGCAUCCAAGUUCCAGUAAUUUUGGAAGCUAUAAGGGUGCAGGUUAUACAACCUAACAGAUGGAUUAUCUACACCAAGGAGUCUACUUUACUCUCCGACAUUUGUAAUAAUGAAAUAACAAGGCGGAAAAUUCAUGGCACAUUUAUCUUAACAUUGGACGAUAACUGUGCAGCCAAAAUCAAUGAUAUAAACCUAACAAGUAACCCCGUGGAAAUUGAAAGCAUCUCACCCACUAUGUUACCUAUGAUUAACCAACCUGCAAUAAACUCAUCCCUCGAGAUGUCAUCCCCGGUGCAGCUGAACCUAGAGGGUAUAGAUCUUACGGACCUCAAAUUUCUGUCAGUUGCAUUAAGAAAAAGUGAAAUUAAAAACAGUGAAAGUGAAAAGGCAAUUGUGGUGAUUAAAAGAGUAAGCCCAUGGACCAUUUUAUUGUAUGGACUGUUAUUCAUAAUUGUAACCUGA